Messenger RNA from Larimichthys crocea (large yellow croaker), 4591 nucleotides. RefSeq names its product eukaryotic translation initiation factor 3, subunit 10 (theta) (gene eif3s10). The transcript is spliced from 22 exons. Gene Ontology annotation, biological process: translation reinitiation; formation of cytoplasmic translation initiation complex. NCBI's taxonomy places the organism in Eukaryota, Metazoa, Chordata, Actinopteri, Sciaenidae. The coding region runs from base 149 to 3904 and encodes 1251 amino acids. Gene Ontology annotation, cellular component: eukaryotic translation initiation factor 3 complex, eIF3e; eukaryotic translation initiation factor 3 complex, eIF3m; multi-eIF complex. Gene Ontology annotation, molecular function: translation initiation factor activity; mRNA binding. The record is from RefSeq and is a predicted model, not a curated record.
CAACCCUAGCUAGGCCGCUCACGAGGUUCUUCCUUUCUCAGCCAGCACCGUGGUAGCGGGUGAGUGCGUGGCGUGGAUGGACCGGUGAAAAAUCGACAAAAUUCACCAAAGUCAGACAGUUUAAGAGUUUCAUUCGUACGGCAUCAACAUGCCGGCGUAUUUUCAGCGGCCAGAGAAUGCUCUGAAGCGGGCGAACGAGUUCCUCGAGGUUGGCAAGAAGCAGCCAGCCUUGGAUGUCCUCUACGAUGUCAUCAAGAGCAAAAAACACCGAACAUGGCAGAAGAUCCACGAGCCCAUCAUGCUCAAGUACCUGGAGCUCUGCGUGGACCUGCGCAAGAGUCACCUGGCCAAGGAGGGUCUCUACCAGUACAAGAACAUCUGCCAGCAGGUGAACAUCAAAUCUCUGGAGGAUGUGGUCAGGGCUUACCUGAAGCUGGCGGAGGAGAAGACUGAGACGGCAAAGGAGGAGUCCCAGCAGAUGGUCCUGGACAUCGAGGAUCUGGACAAUAUCCAGACUCCGGAAAGCGUGCUGCUGAGCGCUGUGAGCGGAGAGGACACUCAGGAUCGUACAGAUCGCCUGCUGCUCACUCCCUGGGUGAAGUUCCUGUGGGAGUCCUACCGCCAGUGCCUGGAUCUGCUGCGAAACAACUCCAAGGUGGAGCGCCUGUACCAUGACAUUGCUCAACAAGCAUUUAAGUUCUGCCUGCAGUACACCCGUAAAGCAGAAUUUCGCAAGCUGUGUGACAACCUGCGUAUGCACCUGGGUCAGAUCCAGCGCCACCACAACCAAAGCACUGCCAUCAACCUGAACAACCCUGAAAGCCAGUCUAUGCACCUGGAGACACGUCUGGUGCAGCUGGACAGCGCUAUAAGCAUGGAGCUCUGGCAGGAAGCAUUCAAGGCUGUUGAGGACAUCCAUGGGCUGUUUGCUCUUUCCAAGAAGCCUCCCAAACCCCAGCUCAUGGCUAACUAUUACAACAAGGUGUCCACUGUGUUCUGGAAAUCGGGAAACGCUCUCUUCCACGCCUGCACCCUCCACCGGCUCUAUCACCUCUCAAGGGAGAUGCGUAAGAAUCUGACCCAAGAUGAGAUGCAGAGGAUGUCCACUAGAGUCCUCCUGGCCACUCUGUCUAUUCCCAUCACCCCUGAGCGCACUGACAUCGCCCGCCUGCUCGACAUGGAUGGCAUCAUUGUGGAAAAACACCGCAGACUGGCCACGCUCCUGGGCCUGCAGUCUCCACCAACCCGUCAGAGUCUCAUCAAUGACAUGGUGAGAUUUAACCUGCUGCAGUAUGUUGUACCUGAAGUAAAAGAAGUUUACAACUGGCUGGAAGUAGACUUUCAUCCUCUAAAGCUGAGCGGAAGAGUGACCAAGGUGUUGAACUGGGUGAGAGACCAGGCUGAGAAGGAGGCUGACCUGCAGCAGUACGUCCCUCACCUGCAGAGUAAUACCAUCCUCAGGCUCCUGCAGCAGGUUGCACAGAUCUAUCAAAGCAUCGAGUUCACCCGUCUGGCCUCUCUGGUUCCAUUUGUGGACGCCUUCCAGCUGGAGCGCUCCAUUGUGGAUGCUGCCCGGCACUGUGAUCUGCAGGUCCGUAUAGAUCACACCUCUCGAACGCUGAGCUUUGGCUCUGACCUGAACUACUCGACCAAAGAAGAUGCCCCAGUUGGUCCUUUCCUACAGAACAUGCCCUCAGAGCAGAUAAGGAACCAGCUGACUGCCAUGUCUGCUUCCUUGGCCAAGGCCAUCCAGGUCAUCAAGCCUACCUCCAUCCUGCAAGAGCGUGAGGAGCAGAACCAGCAGGCCAUCGCCGCCUAUCUCAAAAAUGCCCGCAAAGACCACCAGCGCAUCCUGGCUCGUAGACAGACCAUUGAGGAGCGUAAGGAGCGCCUGGAGAGCCUGAACAUUCAGCGUGAGAAGGAGGAGCUGGAGCAGCGGGAAGCUGAGAUGCAGAAGGUUCGCAAGGCUGAGGAGGAGCGUCUGCGCCAGGAGGCCAAAGAGAGGGAAAAGGAGCGCAUCAUGCAGGAGCACGAGCAGAUCAAGAAGAAGACAGUCCGUGAACGGCUGGAGCAGAUCAAGAAGACUGAACUUGGAGCCAAGGCUUUCAAGGACAUUGAUAUUGAGGACCUUGAGGAGCUGGAUCCUGACUUCAUCAUGGCCAAACAGGUGGAGCAGCUGGAGAAGGAGAAGAAGGAACUUCAGGAGCGUCUGAAGAACCAGGAGAAGAAGAUUGACUACUUUGAGAGGGCAAAACGUCUUGAAGAGAUUCCUCUCAUUAAGAAGGCUUAUGAGGAGCAGCGCAUCAAGGACAUGGAACUGUGGGAGCUCCAGGAGGAGGAGAGGAUCAGUAACAUGAAAGUUGAACGGGAGAAGGCUCUGGAGCACAAGAAGCGCAUGUCCAGGAUGAUGGAGGACAAAGAAAACUUCCUGUCCAAAAUAACUGCUGCCCGUAGCUUCAUUUAUGAGGAAAAACUCAAAGCUUUCCAGGAGCGCUUGGUGGAGGAGAGGAAGAAGCGUCUGGAAGACAGGAAGAAGCAGCGCAAAGAGGACAGACGUAAUGCUUACUACCGCCAGAAAGAGGAAGAGGCACAGCGCAUCCACGAGGAGCAGCUCAAGAAAGAACGCGAGGAGCGCGAGCGCCUGGAACAAGAGCAGCGAGAGGAGGAGGAGAGGGAGUACCAGGAGCGCCUGCGCAAGCUCGAGGAGCAGGAACGCAAGCAGCGCGCUCGUCAGCAGGAGAUCGAGGAGCGGGAACGCCGCCGCGAGGAGGAGAGGAGGGGACCUCCAGAGGAGAAAACCAAGGACUGGGGUGAGAAGGAGAAGGAGAAGGAUGAGGGAGGAUGGAGGAGGCGUACGGAGGGAAAGGAGGGAGGCGAUUCAGACUGGCGUCGUCCUGUGCCCGACAGGGAUUGGAGACAGGAGGGCCGUGAGGAUGACAGAGAGGAGAGAGAAGCUCCCUUCAGGAGAGAAGGUCCUCGCAGGGGCGGAGAUGACAGAGCACCCCGUAGAGGCUUUGACGAUGAUCGAGGCCCACGUCGUGGUGGCGAUGAUGACCGUCCUCUACGCAGAGGCUUUGAUGACGACCGCGGCCCAAGGAGGGGUGGAGAUGAUGACCGUGGCCCAAGGCGUGGUUUUGAUGAUGACCGCGGCCCAAGGCGCGGCGGCUUUGAUGAUGACCGUGGUCCCAGGCGUGGCUUUGAUGAUGACAGAGGUCCCAGGCGUGGCUUUGACGAUGACAGAGGUCCCCGUAGAGGCAUGGAUGACUUUAGGGGUCCCAGGCGUGGGGGUGAUGAUGACUGGGGCAGAAGAGGAGGAGAUGAUGACAGAGGUGGAAGGAGAGGCAUGGAUGAUGGACCACGCCGUGGUGGUGAUGACUUGAAACCCUGGAAGCCACUGGGCAGACCUGGUGGCUGGCGUGAGCGUGAGAAGGCUCGUGAGGAGAGCUGGGGUCCUCCCCGUGGUGAAGCAAAUGAUGAAGGAGAUGAUGAUGGUGGUGCUGGUGAAGAAGAGGAAAGAUCCUUCAGAGACCGUCGUCCACCAAGAGAGGAUACCUGGAGGAGAGGAGGCACAGAUGAAGGAAGCAGCUGGAGAGACUCCCGCAAAGAGGACCCUGACCGCGAAGAUCGUCGUGAACGAGUCGAACGCCAUGAUGAUCGUCCUGUUGACCGUCGCGAUAGAGAACGCCGGGAUGACCGUGAACAAAGAGGCCCACCCAGAGAUCCUGAUGAUGGAGGUUCUUGGCGUCGUGGAGGUGAUGACAAGAAGGAGGAAAGGGAUCGUCCCAGAGAGAGGGAGCGUGAGCGUGAAGCUGACGGAGAAAAGGGUUGGCGUACCGACAAAGAAAACCCUCGUCGCACCAAGAACGAGACGGACGAUGACGGCUGGACCACUGUCCGCCGCUGAGCAACAAUCUCUGCAAUCAAUUGGCUGUGUUAAUUAAUUGGUUUUGAUUUAGAAAAAAAAAAGAAAUCCAAUAUCCCAUCAGUCAGUCACAGUGGUAAAUCAAUAAUACUCACGCAUUUUUUCCUUUUGAAUUAAAUAUUUGUAGACACAGGUUUCCUGGGGAUGUUCUUCCCGUUCUCUUUAUUUUCAGCAGUUUUAAACCAGAGGCUCAUCACCACCCAGAACACCAACAACCGAUGCACUUAGGCCUCAUGCAAACCAUCAAUGUAAACAGACUGCCCCCGGUGGUUAGGAGUAAUAUUACAUGACAAAGUGAAGCCGACUAAAGUGAAACCAACGUACCUACUCUAACUUUCAAUGCAAACUGUGUAUCACCAACUGCCUCUUUUAAAUGAUUAACCUUUUCAUAGAUGUUCUAUUAUUGCAUCGAUCCACAACUCUUGUAAUGGCAAUGACUAUGAAAUUUGUCAUCUGCUUGAUUGAUCUCUGCUCUUCAUCUAAGGUUUCAGAUGCUUCUUAACCUGGUAAAGAUCUAGUGGAAAUUACAUUUUGAUGUGCAUGCGUAGAGUAUUCAAUUGGUCUUGCUUGAUAUCCAAUAUGUGGUUCUAUCUUGCUGCAGUCAAUGGUAUCAAACCAGGUUGCAUGUGUACAGAUAAAGCCUUUAUUAAUAAAGAUGUUUGCUCACCA